This is a messenger RNA of Fundulus heteroclitus (mummichog), 1182 nucleotides long. RefSeq names its product WD repeat, SAM and U-box domain-containing protein 1. Gene Ontology annotation, molecular function: ubiquitin-protein transferase activity; protein binding. Lineage: Eukaryota; Metazoa; Chordata; Actinopteri; Cyprinodontiformes; Fundulidae. Gene Ontology annotation, biological process: protein ubiquitination. The record is from RefSeq and is a predicted model, not a curated record.
GUGUGCUGCAGUAAGCGAGGCCAGCGUGGUGGCUUGCAGUUUCUCUCCCUGCUGUCGGGCUUUCGUGACCGGCUGCACCCGCGGAGACCUCAAGCUCUGGGAUGAUGGCGUCGGCCUCCUGCGCGCUCAGAAAGACGUCCAUGAUUUGGGAGUCGCCUGUUGCACCUUCGCACCCCAGUUCAAAGUUGAAGACCGCUGUGUUGAGUUUCGCCUGGCCUCCUGUGGACAGGACAGCCUGCUGAAGAUAUGGAUCGUUUCUCAGCGUGGAGCAUCAGCGUGGACCAUGACGUGUCUUCACACUCUCACUGGUCAAACGGCUCCGGUUCUGUCCUGCGCUUUCUCUGCCGACGGCGAGCUGGUGGUCUCCGGAUCGAUGGAUAAAAGUAUAACGAUAUACGAUGCGAACCUGGGAACCCUGCUCCACACUUUGAAGCAACAUGACAGAUACGUGACGGCGGUUGCUCUGUCUCCUGCCUCCGGCCUGAUGGCGACCGGCUCUUUGGACAGAUCGGUAAACGUGUGGAGGAUUGGAGAUGGAUGCGGAGAAACUGCGGCUGGAUCAGAGCGGGCACCUUGUCAUGGAAGGAAACUGCCGGGUCACUCCAGGUUGCUUCUUGCUGAUUGGACGGAGGAAGAUGUGCGGAGCUGGCUGCGCGAAGAAGGACUGGACGAGCUUGUUGAGAUCUUCAGAGCCAACAAUAUCGAUGGACCAGAGAUGAACCAGAUGAGCAAGGAGACUGUGGCUGAGCUGGGAAUAGAGUCUGUAGGUCUCCGUGGACGUCUUCUGAGGAAAAUUGAGGCCCUGAAGGCAGAGCAGAGUGGCUCAGAAGCUCCAGAUGAGUUUCUGUGUCCAAUCACCAGGGAGCUGAUGAAGGAUCCAGUCAUAGCUGCAGAUGGAUACUCCUACGAGCGAGAGUCUAUCGAGAGCUGGAUCCGAGGCAAGACCAAAACAAGCCCGAUGACCAACCUGCCACUACAGACGACCCUGCUCACCCCCAACAGAUCGCUGAAGAUGGCAAUAACCCGCUGGAAGUCCAGUCAGUAAACAAGCAGCUACUUUAAUAAUUACCAGACAGAGUCACCACCACUGAAGUGUUCCUGCACCCGAUGGCCCGGUCCAGAGGUCUCAUCCCACUGUGAUCCACGUGCUCUAUCACUGCUCCUCUCUCCACCAAGUACUGG